Molecule: messenger RNA, 10543 nt
Organism: Drosophila sechellia
Lineage: Eukaryota; Metazoa; Arthropoda; Insecta; Diptera; Drosophilidae
Gene: Su(var)2-HP2
Product: heterochromatin protein Su(var)2-HP2
Exons: 9
Coding region: 242-10369 (3375 amino acids)
Source: RefSeq, a predicted model, not a curated record
AACGUUCACGUUAAUUGCAGCGGCAUCAUCUUUGCUGGAUUUCAAAGGCAUUUUUUUGCAGUGAAAAGAACGAAAAAGUGCUUGCAUUUGUGCACUAAUGGGUAUAUAAGGUCCUUCUGCUAAGGGAAUCCCAAGUCAUACAAACAUUGCGAUUCCCCUUAAUGGAAAUAGAUAAGACGCGGCGCAGUUGAAAGAUUGCAAAUUUACCGACUGGCCGACCGACGCACAUGAAAAGUAAAGUAUGGAGGACAUUGAAUAUUUAGACGAGUACAAGGACUUGGUGCUGCCAGGGAUUAAGUCGAGUGCUCCGCCAGCAUCUGCCGGCGUUCCGCGGCAGCGUCGCAUUUCAUCAGACUCGAGCAGCUCGUCGUCGAUUGAUGCGGACAUUUUCCAGAAGCUCUUCCAUGGCAAGUACCUCGACGACGAACUGCUUAAGGAGGGCUCUGGCUCCAAGUCGCAGGACAGACGUCGACGCCCCCCAUCUUCAUCCUCCAGCGACGAGUCCAACGAUGCCUUGGAAGCCCUCUUCUGCGGAAAGAGCAGCCAGUCGAAGCUAAGCAAGAGGCGCGAACGGUACGAGUCGUUCGAUUCGGUGGACGACCUAGGCGAAGCCCUAAUGCGUCCAUCACACAGGCUGACCGUACCGAAGCCCAGUACCUCUCAGGCAGGUUCCAAAAAGUCACAAGAUGCCAUCCCACACAGAAGCAUCAGCAAUAGCAGCAGCGGCAACAUUGCCAUGUCAUCUGGGCAUACUUUUGCAAGUCCUAAAAACAAGAAAACCAAUUCUGUGACCAACAAGACAGCAGUAUCUGCCAAUGGUGAUAAAGGGACUUCCAGCAAAAACAAGACGGUGACCAUUGUAAAGCCCCAAAAAACAGAUCUAAGGCCUUCGCGGCUUGAACCCAAAACAGAUCCGUUAACUUUGGGUGAUUUAUACGGGGACUCAGACAGCGAUUCGUCCUAUGAGUAUGAAUCGGACUUUUACGGCGAUCAAGACUCCGAUGAAGAGGAUGAGCCGGUGAUCGACAUUUCAACGGACACAAGCAGGACCACAUCGGUGGCGGACACUGUGACACCUGUUGUUUCCGACGACGAGGGCCAGGAGCCGCAGAGUGAGCUGAAUCAGCGUCCUGAGAAUGAUAAGGAGUCUUUUUUGAGCAGCACCUACGAACGCCUGCAGUCGUAUUUGAGUAAUCUCAGUUCCGCCGAGGCGCCGCCAAUCUAUAAGAAACAGAAUAGUGCGAGAAAAUCCCGCUCCAACGAAAAGAAACCCUCUUCUUUCCAACAGGUUAAGCAUGCUAAUGAGCAAACAGCGGCCAGUGACAAAGAGGCUAAUAAAAAGGAGCGGGAUUUGGAGCCACCGGAGGCGAGCAGCAGUGCGAAAUCCUCGGCCAGCAAGGCCAGCGGUAGUCGCAAGCUGUAUGAAAUAGAAAACAAUGCCACACUUGAGGCUGUGGAGCGCAUGAGUCUCGACGUGGCCGAGCAAAUCUUGAAGAUCGAUGUGGAGCGAUCUUACGAGUUCGAAAAGCGGUCUGGCUCAAAGUCGCGUAGCUUAUCCAGAUCUAAGAUUCUAGCAGAUUCUAGCAUCUCGCAAAUGGAUCACGUGCGAAAACUAACCUACUCGAGCGAAAGACUUGAUCAACCGGAACCUUUGAGCACCCAGUUGCGUCGGUCGAAGAGCGAGUCCUUACCAAAGCGAGGACGCCCUCGUGGCCAAAAGCAGCGUAAGAACCGUGCAGCAACCACGGAGGAAAAAAGUCCUAAUGUCCGGGAUGGGGAAGGAGAGCCAGUCAAAAGAAAACGCGGAAGGCCUCGCAAAAUUAUUCCAAAGGAGGAACCUACUACAGCAGAGACUGAAAAUCCAAUUGAAGGCUUGAACACAAAUGUCCCUCUCUCAAUAGACACGAGCAAAGGAAACCCGGAAACGGAGAGGGUUAAUUUGGAAGUGCCAACAAAACAAGAUGAACCAAUUAGCGAGUUGGACAAUGCCAAAGAGCUCACGGGAUCUACCAAUUUAUCCCAGGAUGAUAUUAAAAUGCCGUCAAGUCACCAAGAAACGGAUCAGAAAUGUGCUCCGGACAGGGUUGCGCUGGAUAAAUCUGAGUCCGCGCCAAAGGUCGAACAAGAACCGGAUAGUAAAGCGGAUACACCUACUGAAACAUUUGAUACUCCACUUGACGAAAGCAAAGUAUCCGAAAGUGCAAAAAAUCAUAUUAAAUCGGAAGAUAAAGGUUUAUCUUCGGAUAAGGAGAAAACUCAGAAGGAAUCUCGCAAUGGCAAUUCGAAGGAGACAAAUCAUAAUGAAAACUCGGUUAUAGUUACUAAUGAAGUUGUAUUACCAGUUGACAUGGCUGAAUCCAAGGCAGUAUCCGGAAAUAUUCUUGAAGAAAGCGAUUCCCAACUUGCUGAGGAUUUUAAAUUGGCUGAAGAGAUCUUAGCCGCUGAGGUUGGUAAGGGAGUUGAAGCCAACGAGGUACCAGUGACAUCUGUGCAAGGAGAACAAAAUCCAGUCAUUGAAAUUGUUAAAGAGUUAGAGCAAGAAACCAUUUCGGAAGUCGUGCCCGCUCAGAAUGAAAACCAAUCUUCAGUUGAAGACCAAACUUUAGCUGAUGAAGAAAAUCCAGUGGAAAACCAAUCUCCAGUUAAGGAACCAUCCUCUAGUAAGGAUGAACCACCUGCAGAAGAACACUCCCCAGGUCCUGACCAAGAUCCAGUUGUAAAACAGGAAACACCUGUAGCGAAAAAUAAACAGCAUGACAAAGAACACAAUGAAGCUUCCCAAGCCGAAUCUUUGUCUGGUUCUGAUGAUCCAUCAAGCUCAGGCACUCUAUCCAAGAAACGAAAUCAUUCCUCCCCAGCUAAUACCCCCAAGAAAUCGAAAGAAAUUGAAGCUUUGCAAAGUUCGGUGCCCCGAAGAGCUCUUAGGUCUGAUAAAGCAACUCCUCAAAACCAAAGGGAAAGUCGGUCAAAGCGGACACUGAAAACAGAGCUCACACUACUUAUGGAUGAUACAAUGAGACGAAGCAGUCCAAGACUAGGAAGGUCGCCAGCGGAAAGUCAUUCCUCACAAGAACGCUCUCCGAUGGAAAAGAAAGUGACAGUCUCCAAGUUGGCCAAAGAUUUAAUAACAAUAGAAAAGGAAAAAGUGAUAGAGCUAAAGUCGUUACCUGAUGCGUCUGAAACAAAGGAUGUAAAGAUAACCAAAACCACUACAGCAUCAGGUACUUCCAUACUGACUGAUGAAAAUCCUAGCUCCAGUAAGACUGAACAGAAGAAGUUGAAGGGUAAAGCGUUGAAAGCAAAAAAGAUGAGUAGGACCAGUGAGACAGAAGUUAAGAAGGCAAUAUCAGAUUCCAAUGAAGAUAUACCUUCUUCUUCUUCCAUAAAGUGUGUUGAUGAACAUUUAACUUCCAGCGAAUCGGAGCCGAAAGACGAAAAGGAGGAGAUCUUAUGUCCAAAACCGCCAAUAGAUUGUACUAACACGGAUUUGGAACAAUCUACGGCUAUUGAAACUGAUACGGAACAAGUUGAGGAAAAACGAUCAAAUCGCAGAAAAUCACGUAGGAUUCGAAAUGAAAAGUUCAAAACUGAAACGGACACACUUUCCGAUCAUUCGGAUGUAAAGAAAGCUGAGAAAGUGCCAUUAGAGACUCAGCAAAGUGAUCCUGUCACUGCUAAGAAAGAGCGAAACUCCGGCAGAUUAAGUCGUAAGGAAAAGUCUGUUAUUAAUGCGGACAAAUCCGAAAAGGACGAAAGCCCGUCCUCCAAAUCUCAGUCCACUGAAAGAACACAACUUUUAAAUGAAAACCCCUCUAAAAAGGAUAAAAAAACAGAGCAAUCUGAUAACACAAACGAAGCGGGUCCAAUUGGCAAGACGGAAACGUCAAAUAGCAGAAAUACAAUCGAUAAAAAAAGUAAAAGUUCUGACAGCGCAAAUCAUAAGGAGUCAGAGUCUAUAAAAUUAUCAUCAAAAUCCAGUCCCGAAAAAAUCAUGCAAGAUCAGGAUAAGAAAUUGUAUGCAUUAAACGAUGGCGGAGACUCGGAUCCAACUAUAAGAGAUACCGGCGAGGACAGUAGAAAGACUGAUAAGGAACACGAAGAGAAUAAUACCAAACAUGAGGAAGAGGGCGGUGAGCCUAUUUCAAAAGACUCUUCACAGGAUUCAGCCAAACCCAGACUUUCGAAAACAAAGUCCAGAAACAAGGGUAAGAAAAACGAAAAGAAGACUAAUGAUAGUAUUGCUGUAUCUGAUAUAGAAGGUGCUUUGGACGUUAACACAGAAACCGUUCAAACUACAUGUUCUACAUCUUCAGAGUCAGGGAAAAAGGACAUGGUUAAAUCUGAUGAAACAAACGAGGAAGCAAACUUAUCUGAAACAAAAAUAGAUCAGGAGAAUAAAUUGGAUGCAGUAAUCGAAGGCGGAGACUUGGAUCCAAAUAUAAGAGAUACCGGGGAGAACCGUAGACAGAUUAAUAAGAAACGCAAAAAAGACGACACUAAAAAUUAUGAAGAGACAAUUUUGAAUACAGAUGAAACAAAAUAUUCUUCAGAAAAGGACGCGGAGAAUAUUUCAAAACACUUUUCACAGGAUUCAGCUAAACUAAAACCCUCAAAAGCGAAGUCCAGAAACAAGCGUAAGAAAAGCGAAAAGAAACCUAGUGAUAGUAUUGCUGAAUCUGAUAUAGAAGGUGCUUUGGACGUUAACGCAGAAACCGUUCAAGCUACAUGUUCUACAUCUUCACAGUCCUAUAAAAAGGACAUGGUUAAAUUUGGUGAAAAAAGCGAGGAACCAAACUUAUCUGAAACAGAAAUAGGAAGAAUAAGGAAACGUAGGCAGGCUGUUACCAUUGAUAAUACCAAAGAUGAUUUUCAGAUUACUCCGCAAAAUGAAAACCAGAGCAUUGCCGGUUUCAAUUCUGAGGAACAGGUACCACGGCCAGAAAGUGUUGACUCCUCCGAUACUCCGAUUAUGAAAAUACCAACGAAAACUUACCUAAUGUGUACAAAAAACAAAACAUCGCUAUUGACCGCCUCAGAAGAUCCUGAUACUGUCCUUAAACAACAGAAGUUGAUCACCACAACAAGAGGCGACUCUAAUACUGUGAGUGAUGUAUUGAACACAGAGGCGCUUGAACUAGAUAAUGCCAAUAAUUUGGAAACCAGUUCGUCGCAGGAUCCCAAAGAACAAGGAUUUUCUGAUCAAACUUUGACAGAUAAUUCCGAUAUCAUUCUUUCAUGCACAAAAAAGUCGCAGAUUGUUGUUCCUACUACUCCAACAAAAAGCAGCGAUCAAACCAACAGCUUUAUAACGCCCAAUAGAUCACCGAAAUCUAAACGAAAUGUUUCCAAAGAGACUAAAAAAUCAGAUAAUAGCUUUGAGGAAAGUCAGAAAGCAGCUUCGGAAUCCUCGGCUUCUAAAGAACAAAAUGAACUCAGGACUCCUACAGCAUCCUGUCGAAAGGUGCGGGUGUUAAUAAAAAGAACUCCCACCUCCAAUUUGCCUACAAAUUCAAGGAAGUCUAUAUUUAAGAAAACUUCCGCAAAGUCGAAGCGAUUGUCUAAAAUUCUCGAGAUCAUGGAAAAAAGGCCAUCUAGUGAGCAAUGUGAUAAUAAGCCGCUAGUUUCUUCAGAUGAAAUUAAUCCUGACUCUGAUCCUGUUGCUGGAGAAUCGUUACCCGUUGCAAUUCUUCAUGAUUCUGAUAGGGAUCUUGAAACAAACGAAAUCCAAAAUGAAGAAAUUUUUGAGGAUACGGAAGUGGGGUCUGCUGAAGAAACAGAUAAUAAAUCGAAAAAGAAAGAGGACGAUCACGAAUUGGAAGUAAAUGACAUUUCCGCAGCGAGUGAAAAUCGUAUCACAGACGAUUCAACUAAGGACGCCUCAUUAAACAAAGCAACAGAUAGUGAUGUUUUGCAGGAAACAAAGGACGAAUUAUCUAACUCGUUAAUUAAUGCGACUCAAGAUGAGGAUACCCCAAUAAAGGAGUUGCCCGAAGAGGAAGUUCCUAAUGAUAAAACCGCCAAAGAUGAAUCUGAAAAACAGGAAAUCUUAAAAGAUCUAGAAUCGGAUAAUGCGCCGUUAGAAGAGGCUUCUGCUCCAACAGCGAAAGCCGCCGAGAAGGUGGACCUUUACAUAAAGGAUAAGUCUAAUGUUAAAUCGGUUGUUGCCGAACCAGAAACUGAUGUAACAGAUGACGAGUUCCUCGUCCAAAGCCCAAUUCCGAACUCAUCGGAAACAACAAGUGUCACGGAUGAUCCCGAACCCAGCACAUCCAGCGUGGUGAAGCGCAGCUUGCGCAAGCGGGAAGCGGAUUCUUCACAGCCAGAUGAAGCUGCUAAACGAAAGCAACGCCAAGAUGUGGAAAAGUCGUUAACUGGCAAAAAGAAACCAGCUCGACGCCGACAACUCGCUGAGGUAGAAGAACGAGCAUCCCAUAAACGCUCAAAGACGGAGUUAGAAGCCAAGUCUACUGUCCAGGGCAAAUUUAUCUCUAUUAUUGGCAAUGAGACUAUCAUGUCAUCCACAACAGCGCCUAUUAGGGAUACCAAAAGCGAGGCGGCCAGCACAUCUCCAUCUGCACGGAAACCGGCGGUACAGGAAUCCAAGCACGUCGAAACCACUAAGCAUAUCAUCCUAGGACCACCAGGCAAAAAGCUUCUUCAUUUGGAUAGUCCAGCCGCGGAAGUCAAGAAGCCCAUGGUGCAAACUUUGCUGAGUUCCACUCUAAGUCUUCAAAAACCUUCGACAGUAGACGAUGGUAGUCCAUUGAAAAUAAGGAAAUCCGUGAAAAAGUCGAUUGCCGAUGAAAACAUUGACGGGGAUCAGUCGAUCUUGAGCAGUUCCUCUGUGCUUAAUAAAAAUACGUCUGCUGUUGCUCCAAGAAAGGUAAAUAUAUCCGUUUCCCUGUUGCAAUCGAAGGACACUCAAGUGGGAACAACUGCAUCGUCAUCCAAAACACCAAUAUUGACAAAAAAGGAAAAACUUAAAACACAGAAAUCGACCAAGAAAUCGGAGGACAAUACGAAAACGGAGAGCAAGAAAAAAUCUUUAGUACAAGGCCCUCAAAUGAAAACCCAAAAAUCCGAGGAGGGUCUAUCGGGGCCGAAAAUUCUAAGUAAAUCCCUAAAAUCGGAAACCGAAUUCUCAAAGAAAAUGGUUUCCGCAGUAACAGGCCGGAAACAAAUUGGGCAACUGAAGGUUUCGAAGAAACCGGAAAGCAGAAAAUCGGAGGGGUCUUUACUGGAAUCAAAUCCUCGGAAAAAGGAAUCCCAAGUCCAACGGAUAAGUAAAAUGGAUAGUAGAAAAUCUGAAGGAACACCUUUAACUCAACCAGAAGUCUCGAAGUCUGAAACUGCUUUGAAAGCAGCAUUGCCCAAGGAAGCUGAGUUCUCAGUGCUAGACGCAGAAAUCGAGAAAAUGUCCAAAGGUCGCGUACACCAAAAUGCGGUCAAAAACACCAAAACGGAACAACCCAAAUCGAAGACCAAGACUGAGGUCCGUUCCCUGGAAGCUGAGGCUGCUAUUGAUCCAAUGGACUCGAUGAACUUUCAAUCGGAUGUAUCUGAUAUCCGCGCAACAUUUUCCGAACCCCAAGGAAUCUUCAAUAUGCCAGGUCACAUGCCCCUAGCUAUCAGCAGCAACAGAUCACUGGCACCUACACCAACUCCUGACAGGCAACGAAAUGCUUCUAAGGAGCGAUUUAGGCCUGUUUCGGACCAAAAAAAACCAAUCAGGGAAUCACAGACUUUAUCGAAGCGUCGUGCAAGAGGUGGAAGGAACCAGCCACUUGUUUCAAAAAGGAAAGCGGGUGAAGCGGAAGAAUCGGAAGACGGUACAGCGGUGACCAAUCCCAAGAGACCCAGAGAGAUGCAUGAAGAGGACCACCCACAACAGAAUGAUCAUGUCCAAGAACCUGCAUUUGCUGCGUUCCCAGUGAAAAUAACAGCUGCUUCUUCUGUUACUCACCAAGUAGUGCAUUCUACGGGUAAUAUAGUUCCUCAAAUUGUUAAUCCCCGCAAACUUUGCGUGAAAAUAAAUCGGAGGCCCUAUAAUAAGUGGCUUCGGAGCACCCAGGAGAGGAAUAUAGAACAAGAAGGAUCUCGUAAUGUAACGUCAUUACCACUGCUUGGUGAAGAAACGGAUUCAGCGGGAGAGUCAACGGCAGAAUCAAUGCUGCAAUCCCAAGUAGAGUCGGAGCCUGUUAUUCAGCCACUGCCUGCAUCCGAUCCCGAUUCUUUUCCAGCGCAGGCCUCAGAUGUUCAAGUAAGGGAAAGCUCAGCUCAACUUGCUCCCAUUGCAGCUAAUGUUUCACCGGCAGUUAACGAUUCAUCGACAUCACCCGCUUUAGACAUCACACCCGAAAAUGCACAGACAGCUAAGACAACCUUGAAGACUGGUAUCUGUUCAUUGACUGAACAACAUCUUCCUGACGACCCAACGUUGCUGGACAGUUCCAAGAAUGUUGCAGAACCGCGGAAGCUACAAACGUUUCAAGCCAAAUGCUUGCCUGUGCCAAUUCCAGAGGUAAAGUCAGAGCCGGAAGAUAUCAUGGAUGAGCAUUCACCUAAUGAGCCCAUGCCUAUGGUUGCGGCAGCACCAGCAACACCUCAACCACAUGCGAUUACGGAGGACCCUGGGCCCCUCACUAUUCAAGUCAACACCUUGGGUGUUUCUAGGCCGCCUGAGUUAAAUUCAAUUCCCUCCGCCGGUGACCCUGACGGAAACCCCAAUACCAUUGGGCAGACCAAGAUGUUCUCCUUUCUCUACCCGAAACGUUACAAGCAAUCCUAUGACGACGUGGGUCUAGACUUUUGCUGUCCAAAUCUCGAUGGACCAAUGCGGGCUAUUGAUUUUACACGAUUGCAUUCGAAGGCCGAGGUACCAGUGCUGGAAGUCCCGCAGUUCCUGGUCAUAACUACCAAGUUCAUCUCUAAAGCGGAUAAGAAUAUGCCAAGUAAAGUGCGGGCAAAGCUGGAAUUACUGGGCAGGUCGAAAGAACGGGAUUCCUGUAAACUGACCCCGACGUCUACCACUCCGACUGGUGAUCUCACCGGUCCUUCAUCCUUUUCACCUGCUCCCACUCCGGUUGGUCCGGCAACUCAACCGUUUCCAUCGAUUAUACAGAAUUUGCUAUCGGCUCCCAUACCUGCUCCAAGUCCAUUUAAUCAUCCCACAACCGUGGACCCGUCCACUUCCACUCCCGUAGUUCCAGGCAGUUCCUCUUCCACUACCAUUUCGGCGACCUUGGAUUCUUUAAGCAAACAGUUGCCACGUGGCACAACACUGAUCAAGAAGUCAGUGCAACAAGUGGCUACCAUUCCCUCAUUAGCCGGCACCUCGAUGGUACUCAAUGCGUCGCCGUCCUUUAUUCAGUUACCCCCGAUUUGCCCCAACGACAAGCAACGCGUGGAGCUGCAGGCGAGGGUUCAAAUGUUUGACUUAGUGCUCCAGACCCUCAGCCGACGGGCAGCCAACUUAUCAGUGGCCGAGCGACAGCGUACCAUUGAGGAGAUCGUAAGGACCAGCUCCUUAAUGGCCAUCGACGUGGAUGUGGGUACAAAGCUUUUGGAAAACUAUGUACAUUACUUAAAUAAGGCUACCAGCACAAUGACUCCUUUAACCCCGGCCCAAAUCAACUCGAGUUUAGGCGCUUCCACCAGCUCGUCGCUUUCCAAAAGCAUAGCCUCUUCCGAUACCCCACAACAAGGGAAGAAAAUACCUGCGGCCCAUGUCCAACAGAGGAGUUCUCUCCCCGCUACCACCAUGCCCCUUUACGAUGCGGACAGGAACACAAUUGGCUUUCCGUAUAGCUGCUCGAAAUCGACGGCAGGACGAAAGUCUGCAUAUGCUGCCAAUAGCACGCCUGUAAGAGCCUCCACAUCCCAAGCAGCAGCAGCAGCGCUAGGAAAGGUUCAGCCAAGAUCCACGCUGGGGAUCCCGAAAAGUGUUCGGGAAGACGCUAGUCAGUUUGUUAAUCUAAACACAACAGUGUGUAUGCCAGCACCAAGGACGAAUGCCAAGAAAAGACCAGGGACAUCGGGCUCUCUAAAGUCCAUUAAUUCUUCACCAGCUGUGCAGAAACCGGCGCUGUGCAAACAGAAGACGGCGCCGGCAAGGACUCUGGCCAAGAGCACAGCACGAGCGAAAUCAACAGCGUCUUUAAGUGCAGUGUUGGGUGAGACUCCUGCUGACGAAUUCCUAUCCCCCGCAGGAAUGAGUCUGAGUACCACCGGAAAUCCGAAUAUGUUCAUCAUUAGCCAUGCGGGGCAGCAAGAGGAAAGCAUCCUACCGGACUCCAAUAGCAGCGUGGGGCACAUGGAAACGACGGAGAUCAAGGGCGAGCUUGAUGAUUCUGCGGAGAUUAUUAUAUAGCAGGGCAAAGACUAUAAACCAGUUGGAAAGUAUUCUAAGUUACUUUAGCACAGUUAAUUAAGAGUUAAUUAUUUCGUUGAACGCAAGAUCAUAAUUGUGUAAUUCUAAAAUGAAGAAUUUGUUAAACCUUUCAGUACGUAAUUUUUUUUUGGAAAUAAAUGGUUACAUAUUUUA